CGGAAGUGAUGUUUCUCGCGCAGAAGAUGGUGUCUCCGAGCGCCCAGAGCUAAACAAAUAUACGCGCAUAUAAAUGUGAGCUAUAUGCUUUAUUUCAGGGGAUAAACGAGACGAUGAAAUGAAAUACCUGGCAACUGAAUGUUCGGCUACUCUUUAUGAUAAAUAAACAGCCCAUGAAGGAGGACAACAUGGACAACAGCUGGGCUCCACUGGGGUCAUAUACGGACAAUCUCAUUGGGACUUUACUGGCCAUUUUUGGAAAUGUGCUGGUCAGCAUCUCAUUGUGCAUUCAGAAAUACAGUCACGUUACAUUGGCAGGACGAAAGGACCAACGCGCCUUCUACCGCACUAAAACCUGGUGGUCAGGUUUUGUAUUUACCUGUAUAGGGGAAGUAGCCAACUUUGUCUCGUACGCUUUCGCCCCCCUUGCUCUUGUGGCUCCUCUGAAUGCAGUGUCAGUCCUGACAAGCUCAAUUUUGGGCUUCCUAUUUCUGAGAGAGAAAUCUAAACCAAAGGACUUUGCGAAGCAGUAUGGGCUGACCUUCCUGGGCUACAUCCUCACUACGGGAGGAACAUACCUCUUCGUGGCAUUUGGACCCAACUCUCAUGAAAAACUCGAAGCAGAGAACAUCGUGAAGCACAUUGUGGGCUGGCCGGUUCUGUUGUAUCUGAUGCUGGAGAUCAUCACGUUCUGCCUGCUUUUAUACUUCUACAAGCAGCGCGGCACAAACUACCUCAUUGUUAUUCUGCUGCUGGUCGCAUUGCUGGGAUCUGUCACAGUCAUCACAGUGAAGGCCGUUUCAGGCAUGUUUAUUCUCACCAUUGAGGGCACCAUGCAGCUUGACAACGCCAUCUUCAGCGUCAUGCUCGUGUGCAUGGUGGCGUCGGCGAUCUUCCAGGCCAAAUUUCUCUCUCAAGCCUGUGAUCUGCAUGACUCCUCGCUGAUCGCCAGUGUGAACUACAUCCUUUCCACCUUUUUUGCAGUAGUAGCUGGAGCCGUGUUUUACAUGGAGUUUAGAAAUGAAGAUGUCCUCCACAUCUGCAUGUUUCUGUUGGGUACGGCGUUGUGCUUCCUUGGUGUCUUCCUCAUCACCAAAACCAGGAGAAAGACAAAGAUGUUUGAGCCAUACGUCACUAUGAACAUGGCUAAUGGUGUUCCAGCCAUCCACGACCUGAGCCAGGCGGUUCAGCCCGAAUACAGUGGAUCUUUCUCCUAUGGAGCUCUUGUCAACAACGAUGGAGUGGCUCCCGCUUCUCUACCAGUCAAUUUGGAGGCACCAGCAGUCACUGCCAAAGCCUCAGACGCAUUUCAUGACAAGCCUGGCCUAAAGACAGACUGAAGCCUGCCACCCACAAGUCAGGUCAACCUGAACCAAAGUUCAAGGACCUUAAAGUAUCAUGGUAGCUGUGCCUCAUUCCCUUUCUUCAAAAACACUAAUUGUUUUCUGUCCUCGCCUUACACUCCCACACCUAAUCACCGUUUUGGAAUUUCACAACUGAAACAGAUCUAGAAAAGACCAUUUGGACCAUAGUGAGAGGUGUAAGAUGAGAAGACCUUCUGGUGGAGCCCAGACGAAGGGACUGGGUAUAUCCUAUGCAGAAUUAGUUUUCUAUCUGGUUUCCUAUAAAUAUUGGGCCCCUGCCAUAUUGGACACGUUUGGCCUGACUCAUAAGAGUCGUCUUUCAUUAAAAAGCUCCGGCUCCUGCUGGUGCGAGUCUCUGCUAGCACCACUCCCUCACAUGUCCUGGGUGGAGUUCAGAUCGGAGCAAAACAAAUGGAGGUGACAUGGUAGUGAAAAGCAAAAGCACACCAGUCGCACCUUGAAGCUUCCUGCUGUAUCCUGUGUGCUCUCUUUGACCAGCCAGCGAACCUUGACUUCCCAGUAAGUCAUUAGUGAUAAUGCACUGUGCAUUGAUCUGUUCUUCCAUUGAAGAUUUGUGCUGAUAGCAAAUCUCGAGUCAGCAUUAUUGUAAUGUAGCAGCAGAGUUUUUGGAGGACGUGCCAACGAACAUUUUGCCUUUAAACGUCUGGCUCUACUUUUGUGCAUGAAGGAUUUCCACCUACUCUUCAGCCUAUUCGCUGGAUAUCUUUAAAUGAUUGUUUUCCCGAUUGGACCAAAGACUAUGUUCAACUGUUUUAAUUUAUUGGGUCUUGUUUAUUUAUUUAGCUUUUACUGUGCCUUAAAGUGUAGCUCCACACUGGUCAGAUAAAUGAAUCGGCAUAUAAGUUUGUUUGUUUUUUUUAGCAUUUUUCUUAUGAAAAAAGUGGUUUCGAUCUCCAAUCUAAGAAAAAUCAUAGAGGUGCAAAUGAUGGAAAACUUUUAACUGAAGCACGUAGGUAACAUAUCAUGUUUCUGGUAUAUUUAAUUUCCAUAACUUAAAAAAAAAAAAAAAAAACAUUUUUAAAAGGAAAUUGGCUCUUUUUUUCUCUUCAGUGUUAAACAACAGCGUUAUGGAAGGGCUAAAUGAGGUUUAUGUGGCCUGCUUGCUGAAAUAUGUUGUGGUGUAAAUUAACUGAAGUUGGGCAUGUUAUUUAUUCCAGCCCCUGCCAGGCUAGAAAAGGUUUCUGUUGUAAAUAAUAUGUACAUGAAUUCAUGUCAACCAGUUGUUGAGUCACUUUCAGUUGGACUUGCACAGUCUGAGCGUGCAAAGACAGAGAAGAGUAACUUCUAGUUCAUACUGGAUAAACAUUUCUCAUUUGUUUGAAUACAUUAAAACCUACAAGGUCACAUGUCUCUGUAAGCAUGCACCUUUGUGUAGCUUGAAAAACAUUGUGCAAAGAUUUUCUGUAAAACCUCAAGAAAUUAAACAUGAACUUAGCA
Molecule: messenger RNA, 2822 nt
Organism: Menidia menidia (Atlantic silverside)
Lineage: Eukaryota; Metazoa; Chordata; Actinopteri; Atheriniformes; Atherinopsidae
Source: the annotation of a GenBank genome assembly